UAUCUCUCUCAUCAUCUUUGCUUGUCAGAACGACUCUCAUCAUCUUCUUCUUCUCGUUGUUCUGAAUAUAUUCAGAGCUCUCAUCAAACCCAUUAUUACCUCAUCUUCUUCUAAUGGCCACACCUUUCUUGACGUCCCUGUUCAUUGUGGGCACUUGUUCUGAUUCUGGGCACGCCUUUCAGUUCCUCUGUUCUCACAAGAAACUCAGAAGCAGACAAAGAGCACGCUAUCCAACCCCAACUGGGUUUCCUCUCAAUCGUCCGUUUCAUGCGUUUUGCCAAUCAAAGACAGAGGAAAAGCAGAUACGGAGGUAUUCACCUUUCCUAGAAAGUGCGUCUGUAAAUGGUAAUCACAGUUUGGUGCAUGAUGAUUGGCAAGCAGUUCCUGAUAUUUGGAAAUCUUCGUCUGAGAAAUAUGGUGAUCUUGUAGCAUUGACAGAUCCAUACCAUGAUCCACCUUCUACUUUCACCUAUAAACAGCUUGAGAAGGAAAUUUUGGAUUUUUCUGAAGGCCUAAGAGUUGUUGGGGUGCGACCUGAAGAAAAAAUUGCACUUUUUGCUGAGAACUCAUGUCGUUGGCUUGUUGCAGAUCAAGGUAUAAUGGCCACUGGAGCAAUCAAUGUGGUAAGAGGUUCAAGGUCAUCUGUCAAAGAGUUACUACAAAUAUAUGAUCACUCAGAUAGUGUUGCAGUUGCUAUUGACAAUCCUGAACUAUUCGAUCGGAUUUCAGAAGAAUUCUGUUCCAAGGCUGUCAUGAAGUUUGUAAUUCUUCUUUGGGGGGAGAAAUCAAGCUUGAUCAGCGAUGGCAAGAUUCCUGUUUUCAAAUAUGAAGAGAUUCUAGAUUUGGGACGAGAGAGUCGUAGCCAUAUGCACAAUUCUAAUGAUGGACGACAGCACACUAUGUAUGAAGCCAUCAACUCAGACGAUAUUGCUACAGUUGUAUAUACAAGCGGAACAAGUGGCAACCCAAAAGGUGUCAUACUCACUCAUCGAAAUCUGUUGCAUCAGAUAAAGAACCUCGGGGACAUUGUACCUGCUGUAGGAGGGAACAAAUUUCUCAGCAUGCUCCCACCUUGGCAUUGCUAUGAACGAGCUUCUGAGUAUUUUGCUUUUACACGCGGAAUUGAACAAUUUUAUACUACUGUGAGGAAAUUGAAGGCUGAUUUGCGACAGUAUCAACCAGAUUUUGUAAUUUCUGUUCCUUUAGUGUAUGAGACACUAUACAGUGGGAUUCAUAAACAGAUUUCUUCCAGCUCUACAGUUCUGAAGCUUAUUACACUUACUUUCAUAAGGAUCAGUUUGGCAUACAUGGAGUUUAAGAGGAUCUAUGAGGGAACAUAUUUGACAAGGAAACACAAGCCAUCUUCACAUCUUGUUUCGAUAGCAGAUUGGGUAAUGGCAAGAGUUGUUGCUGCACUAUUGUGGCCUUUGCAUGUUAUGGGACAGAAUCUAAUAUAUAGUAAAAUUCAAUCUGCUAUUGGAAUAACAAAGGCUGGCAUUAGUGGAGGAGGAAAUCUACCUUCUCAUGUUGAUAAAUUUUUUGAGGCAAUUGGCAUCAACUUGCUGAACGGGUAUGGUUUAACCGAGACUUCUCCUGUUGUUGCUGCUCGACAACCAAGCUGUAAUGUUCUUGGUUCAGUUGGGCAUCCGAUUCGACAUACCGAGUUCAAAGUUGUAGAUUCUGAAACCGGUGAAGUUCUCCUGCCUGGUUUAAGUGGCAUUGUAAAAGUUAGGGGCCCACAAGUGAUGAAAGGAUACUACAAGAAUCCAGGGGCUACGGAACAAGUAUUAGAUAAGGAUGGUUGGCUAGACACUGGAGAUAUAGGAUGGAUUGCUCCUCAUCAUUCCAUAGGGAGAAGUCGUCGUUCUGGAGGUGUGAUUGUCCUUGAAGGACGUGCAAAGGACACCAUAGUGCUUUCAACAGGAGAAAACGUUGAACCAGUAGAGCUUGAGGAAGCUGCCUCAAGAAGUAGUCUAAUUCAACAAAUUGUUGUCAUUGGCCAGGAUCAACGACGGCUUGGGGCAAUAAUUGUUCCAAACAAAGAAGAGGCUUUACUUGCAGCAAAGAAUUUAUCCCUUGUGGAUAUUAAUGCCUCUGAACUAAGCAAGGAGACAAUAAAAAGUUUGGUGUCUCAAGAUUUACGGAAAUGGACUUCAAGUUGUUCAUUUCAAAUUGGACGGAUCUUAAUUGCAGAUGAACCCUUUACGAUUGAUAGUGGUUUGAUGACUCUGACUAUGAAAAUUCGAAGGGAUAGAGUUGUCGCUCGAUACAAGGAACAGAUAGACAAUUUGUUCAAGUGAGGUUCUGUUCUUUUAUAUUUUUGUGACCGGAUCAUAUAUUUCUCCCAACGUAGCUAAAGAAGCACUGCAUUACAUUCUAUGGAGUUUGGGGGAAGCAUAAAAGUACAACAAUGCUAAGAGGACCUGAUGAGCUCGAGAAAUGGCACACUUAGAUUCAAAGAAUUAGAAUUAGGAACUAUGAGAAAACAGAACACACAAUGAACUUUAUUUUAGAAUGAAGAUAAAAUGACAACACUACUAACUUUUACACCUACAUAGCAGUCAUGAGUACCAAUGAGGAUGGUCUUGACUUCAGGGGAUACUUGCUUGGCUUAAUAUAGUAGAUGUACUGGAUACGGCAUGAUAUGGCUAUGUAAAGCAACUAUAUUAAGCAG
Fragaria vesca subsp. vesca is the source of this 2674-nucleotide messenger RNA. Its product is annotated as probable acyl-activating enzyme 16, chloroplastic-like. Gene Ontology annotation, molecular function: long-chain fatty acid [acyl-carrier-protein] ligase activity. The transcript has 18 exons. The record is from RefSeq and is a predicted model, not a curated record. The coding region runs from base 114 to 2300 and encodes 728 amino acids. Gene Ontology annotation, biological process: fatty acid elongation. Gene Ontology annotation, cellular component: chloroplast. Lineage: Eukaryota; Viridiplantae; Streptophyta; Magnoliopsida; Rosales; Rosaceae.